This is a messenger RNA of Cuculus canorus (common cuckoo), 1008 nucleotides long. It is a transcript of the gene PRDX3, whose product is annotated as peroxiredoxin 3. Gene Ontology annotation, biological process: cellular response to stress; hydrogen peroxide catabolic process; response to oxidative stress. The coding region runs from base 1 to 873 and encodes 290 amino acids. Lineage: Eukaryota; Metazoa; Chordata; Aves; Cuculiformes; Cuculidae. The record is from RefSeq and is a predicted model, not a curated record. The transcript is spliced from 8 exons. Gene Ontology annotation, cellular component: cytosol; mitochondrion. Gene Ontology annotation, molecular function: thioredoxin peroxidase activity.
AUGGUCUGCAGGAGACACAAAGUUGACAAUCAGCAAGAUUCGGAGCAAGUUGCACAUAUAAAAUCCUUCUCGCUGAGGGCGGGGACGCCAGGCUGCCCCAUCCCCGGCGGUGCCCGCAGCCCUGCGCAGGGGCGGUCCCCGCCGUGCCGGGGGCGGGCGGGCUCUGCUCCCUCCCCGCUCGCUAUGGCCGCUGCGCUGCGGCUGCUGCUGCGCCGGGCGGUCCCCGCCGCCAGGACCCUCGCCCUGCCCGCCCGCCGCCCGUUCAGCCUCGGCUCCUGUCGGCUUGCUCCAGCGGUGACACAGCAUGCCCCGUUCUUUAAGGGAACAGCCGUGGUCAAUGGAGAGUUCAAGGAGCUGACCCUGGAUGAUUACAAGGGGAAAUACUUGGUUCUCUUCUUCUACCCUCUGGACUUCACCUUUGUCUGCCCUACAGAAAUUGUGGCUUUCAGCAACAAAGCAAACGAAUUUCACGAUGUGAACUGUGAGGUGGUGGCAGUUUCGGUGGAUUCUCAUUUUUCUCAUCUGGCCUGGAUCAACACCCCACGAAAGAGUGGCGGUUUGGGCAAAAUGAAUAUUCCAGUCCUGUCAGACCUCACGAAACAAAUCUCCCGUGAUUAUGGGGUGCUGCUAGAAGGACCUGGCAUAGCACUGAGAGGUCUCUUCAUCAUUGAUCCAAACGGGAUCAUCAAGCAUCUAAGUAUCAAUGACCUCCCUGUCGGCCGUAGUGUGGAAGAGACGCUCCGCUUGGUGAAAGCAUUCCAGUUUGUGGAAACACACGGAGAGGUUUGCCCAGCGAACUGGACUCCGGACUCCCCUACAAUCAAACCAAGCCCAGAAGCUUCUAAAGAAUAUUUUGAGAAAGUGCAUACAUAAACGUUCAGUUGCGUGGACAAAAUGUAGUUACCGUACACUGAAGACAUGAAGAAAGCAGCUGUGAUUAUAAAAAUAAUAUGAAAUCAAAGUUAUCAUUUUCUGAUGCUUACAAAGAAAUUAAACAUUGAAAUAUUU